AUGAGUUUUAAGCAACGAAAAGCUAAGUUGAUAAUAUUGAAAGCUGAAGUGCGAGAAUUACUCUUUAAAUUACGAAAGGCAUUUAAAAAAAAAUGUGACGAACUGAUGAAUUCUGACCUUAGAAUACAAAGUGAGGAGAGGAAAACAAGAAGCUCAAGAGAGCUUAAGAAGUACUUGACAAAAGAAGGAAAAAAAUUCAGUCGUGAACUAUGGUUCACGAGUGGAAUUGCUGAAAAAAAACCAAAAAAAUACGCCGAGGCUAUAGAUCGCGAUAAUCGUCAGGGUCAGCGUCGUAGCCUCCAGAAGCGUUCCAUUCCGCCAAAAUUUCCUCCUUUUCGUCCGAGUCAAACUCGCUUCUUUGUCAAGGGCUUAGCUGGAAGGAGGGUACAGCCAGCUAUCCAGUGGUCGAUUGCACCGCAACGGCGUGUUGCAAUUGCUCGAGUUGUUAAGCGCGGUCGACUGCUGAAAGGUUUAUUAGGUCGUCGAGAAGAGGGCCCGUUAACGUGCGAAGGCGGUUUUAAAGGGCCGAUAGAGCCGGAGGUCGAAAGAAUCCGUAAAACGGGCCGGAAGGAUCGGAAGAGCCGGAAGAGCGUCUAA
Molecule: messenger RNA, 597 nt
Organism: Drepanopeziza brunnea f. sp. 'multigermtubi' MB_m1
Lineage: Eukaryota; Fungi; Ascomycota; Leotiomycetes; Helotiales; Drepanopezizaceae
Source: RefSeq, a predicted model, not a curated record